Messenger RNA from Pelobates cultripes (western spadefoot toad), 2429 nucleotides. Lineage: Eukaryota; Metazoa; Chordata; Amphibia; Anura; Pelobatidae. The record is from the annotation of a GenBank genome assembly.
CUCCCAGGAAGUGAUCGUUUGACCUGUCCCCGUGCUCAGGCAGUUCCUUUCCGACUCCACGUGUUUCCGCUGUGGCUGCGAGUGAACAUGGCGGCGGUGUCGGUAGAGCAUGUGUUGGCCCAGGCUGAGAAAGACGAGGCGGAAAAGCUGAAACUGAUCACGGUGCAGAAAGAGCUGGACGUCCAGUUCGACCUGGGCAACAUGCUGGCCAUAGACCCGAACAUGCUGAACACCCGAGCUGUAAACCAGCAGAACCGAGAGCAGUUCCUGCGAUCCCUGGCCCGGGACAACACGCAGCUCCUCAUUAACCAGCUGUGGAACCUGCCCACCGAGCGGGUGGACGAGGCCGUAGUGGUGAAGCUUCCCGAUGCCAGCACACGGUUGCCCAGGGAGAAACCCAUCCCCAAGGCCAAGGCUCCCACCCGCUGGGAAGAGUUCGCCAAACUUAAAGGCAUCCAGAAGAAGAAGAAGACCAACCUGGUGUGGGAUGAAGUGCACAAGAAAUGGAAGAGGCGAUGGGGCUACCAGCGGGCAAAUGAUAACACCAAGGAGUGGCUGAUUGAGGUACCUGUCACCGCAGACCCCAACGCUGACCAGUUCAAGAAAAGGCUGGAUGCCAAGAAAGAGAGAGUAGCUAAGAACGAGCUGAACCGCCUGCGAAAUAUCGCCCGAUCCUCCAAGGGAGGAAAGGUGCCCGGCGUAGGGCUAACUCCUACCGAGCAACCCUCCAAAACGGAGCUAAGCAUGGCUAUGCAUGUGGCCAAGCGCUCUACCGCUUCCGUGGGUCGUUUCCAGGACAAGCUGCCGAAGGAGAAGGAGCAAAGGAACAUGGGCAAAAAGAGAAAGUUUCAACCCCUCAUCGGGGACUUUUCUGCCGAGAAGAACAAGCAGCUGGAGAUCCUCAAGAUUAUGGACAGCAAGAAACCCACGAUGGAUAUCACAAAGGCUGUGAACAGACAGAUGAGGGAAGAAGACUCAGAGGCAGCUGCCAAGAGGCGAAAAUCUUUCAAUAAAGGCAGAGGGGGCAAGCAAGGGGCUAACAGGAAGGGCAAAGGGCCUGGUAAGGGCAAAGGACCUGGCAAAGGGAAAGGACCUGGCAAAAAAGGAAAGGCUCAUGGGGGUAAAUUCGCUGGAGGAAAAAGAAAAUAAGUUCUAAUAUGUUCAUUUCCAAAGAGACUGUCUUCAUGGAGCACAAGAACUGUGACCUAUCCGUCAAUUUACAGUGAAGGGCACUUAUGAUAAAAUAUACUGCCCACUGAGACUUUAUAGAAUUCUCAUCUGUUGAAAUAAUUGUUAAAGGUUAGUCCAUGGUUUUUGAUGGACCAUCAAAGCCCUGAGCUCACAUGCCAUAGAUCUUCUUUAAGUGCCCUUCUGAUUAAGUAUAAUAGAACUUCUAAUUAAAGUAUAUUUAUGUUCUAUUGAAGUUUCACUGCCCCUAUACUUUGUCCAUAAUGAAAUAAUGUGUACGAAACAUAAAGCAUAUGUAUUUUUUUUUUAUUGUUUUGGAGGAAAACUGCACAACUAAAAAAAAUACACAAGGUGCAUGUGCACUACACCAAUCUAGGUGUAGGUAUAAUAUUAAAGAGGUCAUCUAAUUUUUGACUCCUGUUAUAUAUUUUUCAGUCUUUUGUAAAUAGUGAAUUCAGAUAGGAAGACUCUUUCCAUACCAGGGUAAUAUGGUUCAGUUAUGGGCAUUACAUUCUGGCAGAUAGAGGCAGCUGACUAAAGCAAUUCCAACAAGUGCUGUAUGUGUAUAGACUGCCACUUUUCGUGAGCUCUUGUCACUUCCUGGUUUACUGAUAGGUCUUGAAUACACAGCAGAGGCUUAAAAUUUGAGGCAAAUGGGAACCUCAAAUAGGCUUAUUUUGUUUUCAAUGUAUAUUUUUCUAUCUUUUAACCCCUUAAGGACGGAGCCAAAUGUACACGUUGUGAACGAAACAAAAUGUAAACAAAACCUGGCAUUUGCGCUACAUGUCUGUCCAAGCGUAAUUCAACUCUUUCAUAUUAAAUACACCCACCCUUAUUAUAUAUCAUUUUAUUCAGGGGAAACAGGGCUUUCCUUUAAUAUCAAAUAUUUAGCUAUGAAACAAUUUAAUAUGAAAAAAUGGGAGAAAAUAAGAUUUUCUUUUUUUAGUUCUACAUGACAUUUUAACUGUCAAUGUCAUAAUACUGUUUGCUUUUACUGCAAUAAAAUACACAUUUGUAUUCAGAAAAGUCUCACGUGUAAAACCGUACCCCCUAUGUACAGGUUUUAUGGAGUUUUGGGAAGUUACAGGGUCAAAUAUAGCUAUGUGAGGACCUCUAGCAUCGCUCAAUUCCCCAUAGAAAAGCAUUGAAAUUUUUUUUUCAAUGCUUUCCUAUGGGGAGCUCUAAUGCGCAAUGCCGCGCAUGCACAUUAGGUCUCCCCGGCCGGUGGGCGGGAUCAGCGG